Ilyonectria robusta is the source of this 501-nucleotide messenger RNA. Its product is annotated as 3-demethylubiquinone-9 3-methyltransferase-domain-containing protein. Bases 1 to 501 code for a protein of 166 amino acids. The transcript has a single exon. NCBI's taxonomy places the organism in Eukaryota, Fungi, Ascomycota, Sordariomycetes, Hypocreales, Nectriaceae. The record is from RefSeq and is a predicted model, not a curated record.
AUGUCUAUCAGUAAGAUCACCACCUGCCUCUGGUUCGACAACCAGGCCGAGGAGGCAGCCAACCACUAUGUUUCUACCUUCGGGGGUGACUCCAAAAUCACCACUACUCAGCGCUACUCCUCUGCAGGGGAGGACACACACGGCCGUCAGCCUGGCUCCGUCAUGGUGGUCGAGUUCGAGCUCCGGGGCAAUCGAUUCGUGGGCCUUAAUGGCGGGCCGGCCAAGUGGAGCUUCAACGAGGCAAUCUCCUUCCAGGUCGAGUGCGAGGAUCAGGCCGAGGUCGACCACUUCUGGGAGAAGCUUGGGGAGGGUGGUGAUGAGUCAAGGCGGCAGUGCGGGUGGAUUGCUGACAAGUAUGGCGUCGCGUGGCAAGUGGUGCCGAAGGCGUUGAAGAGGAUGCUCAGCUCAGAUGAUAAGGCGGCGGCGGGCAGGGCUACUGUGGAGAUGAUGAAGAUGAAGAAGCUGGACAUUGGCCUUCUUGAGAAGGCGUUCAAGGGUUAA